Messenger RNA from Diospyros lotus (date-plum), 3326 nucleotides. Its product is annotated as histidine kinase CKI1-like. NCBI's taxonomy places the organism in Eukaryota, Viridiplantae, Streptophyta, Magnoliopsida, Ericales, Ebenaceae. The record is from RefSeq and is a predicted model, not a curated record. The coding region runs from base 19 to 3162 and encodes 1047 amino acids. Gene Ontology annotation, cellular component: nucleus. The transcript has 6 exons. Gene Ontology annotation, biological process: phosphorylation; phosphorelay signal transduction system. Gene Ontology annotation, molecular function: phosphorelay sensor kinase activity.
AUCAUCAAAGUAUGUUUGAUGACAAAACAAAAUGAGCACUGGCUGACUUGGAAAUCCAACGAUCUCCGAAACAAGUACUUUAAAGAAAUUGAGAACACUGCAAAGCUGCUACCACCACUGAAUUCGUCGGUUCUAAACUUGGCAAGAGCCCUGGGUUCAUCACUCAAUGGAACAGACCUUUCAUUUCAAGCCAUUCAAACUGAGGUUGCACCAAUUCUGUUUGUAGCACUUUCAACGAUCCCGCAUCUAUCGCAGGUUACUUUUAUGGGAUUGGAUGGGCUGUCGUAUUCCUUCUACAACGACAAUGAUCAAACGCUUGCAGUGUUUUCCAAUUCUUCGCGUUCAUCAUUAUGGUUCACUCAGCCAGUGAAUCGUGACACAGGGCAACUAUAUGGAGAAGCGGUUGGAACAAGAUCUCUGUUGACAGUGAACACGAGCAUGGUCCAGAAAGCCUUGAAUAUAGGAUCUGCGAGCGCUUAUUCGUCUCUAGGGCUGGGGUGGAACAAAGCUCAAGACCUUCACUUUUUCAACACUGCGCCCAUGGAUGGCAGGGGGGUGAUCUCCAUUAGUUUUCCAGCCAAAAUGGUCACUGAAAGGUUCGAGAGUAUUGAUUUUUAUGGAGGGGAUUUCCAUUUAGCUACAAGUAACAGCCAAGUUCUUGUUCAAACCAAGCUACCAGGCACUGAUAUAGUGGUAUACAAUGGCAGCGUCUUGGUUUAUGCCGAUGAACUAAAUUCAUUCAAUAUCAGUGAAGGCAAAGCUGCCCCCAUUUUGGGGAAAAUCAGAGGAACAGAGCGCACGUUCUAUUGUUCAAACAUUGAAAUUGCAGGAGUUCCAUUGGUAUAUGUACUGUCUUUCCCCACAAAAGGAUUGGAAACCGAGGUUCACAGCAAGAGCAAGCUAGCACUCAGCUUUCUCGUAGUUGUUUUGGUUAUAGUAGUCAUCUCUCUCUGCAUUUUCAUCGUUUUAAUCUUUAGAUCUGCAAGAAGAGAAAUGUUCUUAUGCACAGCGCUCGUGAAACAAAUGGACGCAACUCAACAAGCAGAGAGAAAGAGCAUGAACAAGAGCCUUGCCUUCGCUAGUGCAAGCCACGAUGUGCGAGCCUCUUUGUGCGCCAUAUCUGGUUUGGUCGAGUUCUGUCUUGACGAGGCCACUCCUCAUUCUGAGCUUUCAUCUAACUUGAAGCAGAUGAAUACUUGCGUAAUGGACCUUCACGGGAUAUUGAGUUGUGUUCUCGACAGAAGCAAAAUCGAAGCUGGUAAAAUGCAACUCCAAGAAGAAGAUUUCAACUUGGCAGACCUUCUUGAGCACGUUGCUGAUAUGUACUAUGUUGUGGGCAUCAAGAAAGGCGUAGAUGUUGUAUUUGAUCAUUGUGACGGCUCAAUCUUUAAACAUUCCCAAGUUAAAGGAGACAGGGGGAAAAUCAAGCAGAUCUUGUGCAACUUAAUCAGCAAUGCUGUUAAGUUUACAUCAGACGGCCAUGUCUCAAUUCGUGCUGUUGUGAAGAAAAAGAGCAAGGAAAAUGAAAUAAUUGCUUCUAACCGCACUGGUUUCCUGAGCCGUUUGUCAAGGCUGUUUUUCAAGAACCAUGGAAGUUUCACUGAAUUGGAUAGCCUUCAAACUGUCCAGCAGAAUCCCAACUGUAUGGAGUUUGAAAUCGAGGUGGAUGAUACAGGGAAGGGAAUCCCCAAAGACAAGCAAGACUCAGUUUUUGAAAACUUUGUUCAGGUUAAAGACGCAGAUCCUGAACAGGAAGGCUGUGGUUUGGGACUCGGCAUCGUUCAAUCUCUAGUUCGUCUAAUGGGCGGAGAGAUCAAAAUUGUUGACAAAGAGCCUGGGGAACGAGGGACACGCUUCAGGUUCAAUAUUUUUCUUGCUACGAGCCAGCCUUUUCCGGCUGACAUUGAAGAACCAGGAGACCAUAUCAGCAUCAACAUUGAUAGCCCUCCAGCUGAUUCUCAUCAAAACUUUCCCCUGAUUCGUUGUCCCCAAUCAGAUCGUUCCCAUGUUGUACUCGUAAUUGCAGGAGAUGAACGAAGAAGAAUCUCAAGGAGGUUCAUCGAGAGCUAUCACAUAAAGGUGUCAACAUGCAAGAGGGGGAAAGAUCUUUCUUACAUUCUGAACAAGCUAAAGUACAAGUUGGACAGUUCUCAGAGCAGUCCGGAGAAAAAUCAGUCGCGAGUGAUUGAUAACACGACCGCAUCUGGCUCCAAUUCAGGAGCCAACUGUAGCUCUUCAGGGACCAAGCUUGAUGGACUUGACCACAGUGCAGUACUUAACUACAGAAAGUGCAGUUCCAGAGGUUCAUCAAACUUGGUACUAAUUAUACUCGAUGCUGCUUCUGAAUCUUUCUUGGAACUAUGUUCGAUUGUGGAAAAUUUCAAGAAAUGCAUGGUGGACUCCCUGUGCAAGGUAGUCCUGUUAGAGAAUCCGGUCACACGUACGAAAGCCCGCAAAGAAGCCAAGUCCGUUCUUCAAUUUGAUUACUUUGUAUCGAAACCAUUUCAUGGAUCAUAUUUGAAACAAGUCCUGGGACUACUACCUGAAUUUGGAAGCUGGAACCAAUGCAAUUCCCCCAUCAUAACAAGCGAAACAAUUCAAGACGUGGAAUCAAGUGUUCCGCCUAAUGCUACCACCGACUCUGCAGCCAGCUCCGGGGCUCAGCAGGCUGUAAUACAUGAGUAUGAGCAUGAUCAUGAUCAUCUAAGACGCGGCAACAAACCCUUGAAUGGAAAAAAUGUUUUGAUUGUUGAAGACCAACAGAUAUUACGAAAGUUGGCCACUGUUUUUCUUAGUAAGCUUGGAGCGAUUGUUGAGACUUGCUGCGAUGGGAAAGAGGCUUUUGAUCGAGUCUGCAAAGUUCUAGGCGAUCAAAUGAGGGAUGGACAUCCUCAAACUCUCCCCUAUGACUAUAUCUUCAUGGACUGUGAGAUGCCAGUAAUGGAUGGAUUCGAGGCAACAAAGCUGAUAAGGAAAGAGGAGAGGAACUAUGGCAUCCGAAUUCCAAUCAUAGCGCUCACGUGCCAUGAAAUGCCUGAAGAAACAAUCAAGAUUCAUCAUGCCGGAAUGAACUCUCAGAUCAGAAAACCACUGCAUAUGGCUAAGGUUAUGGCUGCUAUUCGAUCAAUUGAGAUGAAUGAACAGAAGUUUAUUAUCCAUUAAUUGUUGAAAUCUGCACAUGGCUACCAUUAUUAUCCAUUAACCAUUACUCGUGUGAUUAUUGUUAUUGAGCAAAGUAGUUCGUUUUUUUUUUUUUUUUUCCUUUUUGGCCAUAUAUAGAAGUUGCAAAACCUAUCUGAUAACGUGGCGUAUGUUUACGAACCUAG